AUGGCAGCACCCUCUCCGAAAGCGGAGGCCAUGAUCGACAAGCUGCCGGCCGAGUUGAUGAUCGACGUCAUGAGCUACCUGCGACCGCACGAUCUGACUCAGCUGGCGCGCGCUUCGAAGCGGUAUCGCGAGUUUGCGCAGUCGGCGCUCUGGACGAGCAUCGAACUACAUCGCCAAGACGCCCACGAUAACUGCUUCACCCUUUCCCACAACCAUCCUCCAAGAGCCUACCUGGACGACGACUCGCUACAUCCAUGGUGCUACCGCGAUUACGACGGGGUAGAUGCCGAAUACGAUGCCAGAAACGAGCAGUUUCGUGCUGCCAUCAGGGAGAUGUAUGCGUCCAAUGGCAAAUCUGGAGCUUGGGAUAGGAUCAAGCCGGCCGUACGACACCUUUGCCUCACGGUAACGCAUGGGAGCCCACCCCAGAUCUGGAAUAUCAUACUCUCGCUUCCUAAUCUAAACACGGUCGAGGUCAUUGGCGAGUACUCCGAAGAUCGGAAAGGUCCGCCUACAGCUCUAGGCCUCCUCCGGAAACCGGCGGCAACCAGUGUACAGAAUGUACGUCUGAGAGGAUACGUUCCCGUGGAGUUUGUUUCGGCCAUCUGCAGGGCUUCAGCGUCUACUAUCGUCAGUCUCGAUCUCGGCGUUCUCGACGAACCAGAGUUCUUCAGAGGCACCGAAGAGGCAGAAGUGGACUUUUGUGGCAGUUGUCCGGUCUACAUUGGUCCCCGAGGUAGUCUCUUGCAUGAUGCGGCAUGGCCUGAGUUCACCUCGCUCACUCAUUUGCUACUGUGCAGACCUGGUUGGUCCUAUGGCUUCCGCGAGAGACGUGGUGAUUUUGAUUACGAAGCCUCUCAAAUGCAGCAAUGGGCGUCUCUCCUCCAGGCAGUCCGGUCUACUGCGGUGGAGGUUGUCUUGGAAUAUCGACGUAUAUUUGUCGACCACGAUGUCGAAUUUGAUAGCGCCACAGCAAACGAAGAGACCAAAUGCCCCCAUGAUAUACGGUUUCGUGAGAUGGUUCUGCAGCGUGCGUUCGCUGGGAAGGACUGGCCAAACCUCAAAAAGUUGAAAUUCCGUGGUAUAAGCUCUGCCAGAGGCGACUACUGGCCUCCUGAAGACGCACCUGAUGAGUCGCUACAAGACAGUGCGACGAAGCUGUUACCGGGAGUCCAGGUAGACCAAGUCCUAGGCAACUUCAUGUUCCUCGACACAGCACGCGGAACGAUUCUCAACCACCAUGGCGCAGACGGGCUGAAACUGCACCUUGAGUUCGACGGGAAACACGCUCUUGACGAUCUCUAUGACAGUGAUAAUUUCAUGGACGAUGACGAGUACGAAUUGAGAAACAAUUCUAUAGACUACUUGUACCACCACCUGUCAACGCGCAAAUAG
Molecule: messenger RNA, 1395 nt
Organism: Alternaria infectoria
Lineage: Eukaryota; Fungi; Ascomycota; Dothideomycetes; Pleosporales; Pleosporaceae
Exons: 2
Coding region: 1-1395 (464 amino acids)
Molecular function (GO): protein binding
Source: RefSeq, a predicted model, not a curated record